GGAAGCGGAUCGGAAUUCCAGCUCCAGCUGAAGGGAAAACGGGUGGCAUUGGCACGUUGCAAAUCCGAGUUCAGCCCGGCACCGGUCUCAGAGCGGUCCAUUAACGAGAGCAGUUCUCCACCGCUCAGCGCCGGGCUCCCUUUGCACCGAAAGCUCGGCCGUAGCCUUGAAACCUUUUAUUUUUGUAACCGCAGCUCCUGUAGGAGCCCGAGUCUGUGUGUCAUGGGCACUGGAAUGAGUAAGGUUUUAGAUGGUCUCUAUCUUGGAAAUAUUAGAGACUCCCAGGACAAAGAUAACCUUGUAAAGAAUGGAGUUUCCCAUGUCCUGUCUAUCUGCCACAAUGCCAAGCCUGUACUUGAGGACAUGAAAUACCUUUGUAUUGCUGCAGCUGAUUCUUCAAGCCAAAAUCUGAUCCAAUACUUUAAGGAGUGCAUUAAGUUUAUCCAUGAAUGUCGAUUGGAAAAAGGAGGGUGCAUUGUUCAUUGUUUGGCGGGAGUCUCACGCAGCACAACAGUAGUGGUGGCUUAUCUGAUGACUGUAACUGACUAUGGCUGGGAAGAGUGCUUGUCUGCGGUGAAGGCUGCCCGAUCGUUUGUCAGCCCAAACUUUGGCUUUCAGCAACAGCUCCAAGAGUUUGAGGCAACUCUCGUAAAAGAGUAUCGGAGAUGGCUUCGAGCAGAAUAUGGUGAAAAUCGAUUUAAUGACAAGCAGGAGGUAGAAAAGCUGCUGUCUCAGUACAAUGAACAGCAAAAGCAACAGCAGUUGAGACUCGGGGAGCGCCACUGGACAAACCAUGCAUCGUCGGUCUAUCCUCUUCCCUACAACGCCUAUGGCAGUACUAGUCGCAGCUGGGUGAACAGAUAAGAGGACUGCCAGAGAAACACUGCUGAAUCAUUUUAUUCAUUUGCGAAUCAGCAAGAAUAUAUACAGCCAUAUGUACCAACUGUGCAAUAUGAAGCAGGAGAACGGCAUAUAAUUUAUAUACCAUUGUUUUCUCUUUUCCUAUUUAUCAUUUUCAAGUGUGUUUUCAUUGGCUACAGUGUGCGAGUUGUGCCUUUCUUUAAACUAAAGUGCCUAAUUAAGAUUGCAGUGUUAAAUUGUGCUGCUUUGGAUUUGUUUGGCACCUCCCUUUUAUCCAGAAUGGAUGCUUGCUGCAGUAACUUUGGGCAGUGCCAUUUAGGGCUAUAAAUUAUUUAACAGUCUAUAAAGUUGCUACUUUUACCUACAAGCAUUGACAAUGUUGUUAAGUGGACAUGAAACCAUAUAAGUUUUUUCAGUGCCGCAUGUGUCAGUAAAUGUUUACUUUUACUCAUUAAGCUAAUUGAAUUUUAAAAUGAUUAAAUAAAAUGGAAAAUUGGGUUUA
Hemiscyllium ocellatum (epaulette shark) is the source of this 1363-nucleotide messenger RNA. RefSeq names its product dual specificity phosphatase 22a (gene dusp22a). Gene Ontology annotation, biological process: regulation of cell population proliferation; protein dephosphorylation; transforming growth factor beta receptor signaling pathway. Gene Ontology annotation, molecular function: protein tyrosine/serine/threonine phosphatase activity. NCBI's taxonomy places the organism in Eukaryota, Metazoa, Chordata, Chondrichthyes, Orectolobiformes, Hemiscylliidae. Gene Ontology annotation, cellular component: cytosol. The transcript is spliced from 7 exons. The record is from RefSeq and is a predicted model, not a curated record. Bases 223 to 864 code for a protein of 213 amino acids.